Schistocerca piceifrons (Central American locust) is the source of this 1029-nucleotide messenger RNA. It is a transcript of the gene Syx1A, whose product is annotated as syntaxin-1A. Gene Ontology annotation, cellular component: synaptic vesicle; endomembrane system; plasma membrane. Gene Ontology annotation, biological process: synaptic vesicle fusion to presynaptic active zone membrane; exocytosis; intracellular protein transport. NCBI's taxonomy places the organism in Eukaryota, Metazoa, Arthropoda, Insecta, Orthoptera, Acrididae. Gene Ontology annotation, molecular function: SNAP receptor activity; SNARE binding. The record is from RefSeq and is a predicted model, not a curated record.
GCUACGCAUGCGCACAGUGACAGACGGCACUGCAGAAGCUCUGAACUCGUAAGCGUAUCGAUUUUUAUGAUUGUAGUGUCUGUUUCGGUAGUUUUAGUGUCGUUCCAUGGCAGAGUCAGUGAAUGGGGUGUUUAUAUAAGGCAAGACGAAUCAGUAUUGUGUGACUGAGAACGUUAGAAGAUGACGAAGGACAGAUUAGCUGCCCUUAAGGCGGCUCAGAGUGAUGAUGACGAUGUUGGACCUGAUGAUGUUGCUGUCAACGUCGAAGGAAGGGAUGGCUUCAUGGAUGAAUUUUUUGCAGAGGAGGCGCAGUCAACUGAUCGGGAUAGUGGAAAUGGAGGUGUUUCAGCAUAUGUCAGAAACUUGUUUCAGAGCUUGGUCCCUGGUGAAUCCUUCAGAAGGUUAUACAAUCGAUCUUCCAUGAAUUCGUUUUCUGAUUUCCAUUCAUUUUUGUCUAAGGUGGAAGAGAUUCGGGAGAUGAUAGACAAGAUACAAGCCAAUGUGGAAGAAGUGAAGAAAAAACACAGUGCCAUCCUCUCAGCUCCUCAGACUGAUGAGAAGGUCAAACAGGAGCUGGAGGAUUUAAUGGCUGAUAUUAAAAAAACUGCCAACAAAGUCCGUGCCAAAUUAAAAGUCAUAGAGCAAAACAUAGAACAAGAAGAACAUACAAAUAAGUCGUCUGCUGACUUGAGGAUACGAAAGACUCAGCAUUCGACACUGUCAAGAAAAUUUGUCGAAGUAAUGACGGAGUACAAUAGAACGCAGACAGAUUAUAGAGAACGAUGCAAGGGUAGGAUACAGAGGCAGCUAGAAAUAACUGGCAGAUCAACAACAAAUGAGGAGCUGGAAGAUAUGUUAGAGCAAGGAAACCCAGCUGUGUUCACACAAGGGAUAAUAAUGGAGACUCAGCAAGCCAAACAGACCCUAGCAGACAUUGAAGCAAGGCAUGCAGACAUCAUAAAAUUAGAAAACUCUAUUAGGGAACUGCAUGACAUGUUCAUGGACAUGGCAAUGUUAGUGGAAAGCCAG